Molecule: messenger RNA, 931 nt
Organism: Cornus florida
Lineage: Eukaryota; Viridiplantae; Streptophyta; Magnoliopsida; Cornales; Cornaceae
Exons: 6
Coding region: 155-628 (157 amino acids)
Biological process (GO): protein targeting
Cellular component (GO): membrane
Source: RefSeq, a predicted model, not a curated record
GUGUUGCUCCAUUUCUUCAACCGUCAAAAAAAAAAAACCGAGCGUGGGAGCGAGAGAGAGAGGGGGGAAGAGAGGGAGGAGGAGAAGAAGAGAAGGGAAAGAAGAAAGUAGGAGGACAUCCGAUAAUCAGAUUUGUGAUUAACAUUGGUACAAGAUGGCAAUCACUUCUGGAGUAAUGUCAUAUUGCUCAGGCUUGAUUCAUCCUAAACUACAAUUCCAGAUUUUGAAAUAUAAUUGGAGCAGAUCUAAUGAUUACAAUGCCAUUCGACUGGUACCCAAAAGGAUUCCUAGAGUAAGGAUGCAAUGUUCUCCUGCAGAAGGUUUUGGCACCCGACAUGCUACAUUUGUAGGAAGAAAUCAUCAUGAAUUGAGCUUUGAUGAUGACUUCCCUAUGGAGCCCUUUUGGUUAUCUCCGAUAAAGGAAGCUUUCAGGGCCUUGAAAUCUUUACUUGUAUUUCUGGUUGAGCAGCCUAGCCAGCUAAAGUACAUAGAGUGGCCAAGUUUUCAGAGCACGCUGAAGACUGCUUUACUCACUCUUGUUCUGGUGGCACUGCUUAUUGUUGCGCUGUCUUCGGUUGACUCCGCCCUCUACUAUCUGCUGACAUUGUUUAUGAGGAGAACUCCAUGAAUUUAAUGGUCAAGCUCAACGAGUACAGAUACCAUUCAGUGCCUAACGCCGUGAACUCUCCUCACCUCUUAUAAUGCCGGCAGAAGCAUAUUUUACUUUGAAUGUUUUAUCAGAAAUAGCACGCACAGCCUCCCAAAUCAAUUGCAGAAAUUAUAUUGUGACAUAAUUUGAACUUGUUUAAAGCUAUGCUAGUUUGUGAUGUUUGAACAUGGAAAGAAAGCUCAAACAAUCACUUGCUCGUGUGUGAUGUGUAUAAAUAUAUAUAUUUGCAUAGCAAUGUUUUAUCACAUGCUUUAAUUUUCA